UGCAGCGAGUAUCGGCGAGAGAUGGCGCUUCCGUCGUGUUUCCAGGCGCCGUUCGUCAAUUCGUCCAGGUUUCCCGCGCCAGUACCCGCCCCUCCGACGCCUGUCACGAAGGUCUACGACGACGUCAUCCGCUUCAUCAAGCAGGGGAAGAUCAAGGAGGCCAAGAACAUCGUGCGGACUCAGCAUUGGCCCAUCGACCACCUGAACCGGGGCGAGCUGUGGCUGAAGCUGUGCCAGGGCCACGUCAAGGUGGGCCCGCCCGACGACUACUACCAGAGCACGGUGAAGGAGUCGCUGGACGGGCAGUGGCCCUCCGGCAUGCCGGCCUUCGCGGACCCGAUCUUCGACGAGGUCUACCUGCUCUCGGCCGAAGGGCAGCGGCGCGCCGAGCGGGUGCUGUACGUGGUGUCCGUCAACUACCCCUUCAUCACCUACUGCCCGAUCCUGCACCCGGUCGUCUGCCUGCUCCUCCACUACCUCACCGAGGAACAGACGUACGAGUGCGCAUGCGCCCUCAUCGAAGGCACCAUAGUGCGCCACCUGAGCCAAACGCGGCUCAUGUACGACACGUCGGCCCACACGCUCAUGAAGCUGACCAAGAACCUAGCGAAGAAGACGUACAACAAGCUGCUGCGCAAGGUGCAGCAGGAGGAGGACCUGGAGAAAGUAUUCCUCACGUGGCAGCUGUGGAUCUUCCGCGGGCUUCCCUUCUACCACCUGGUGCGGACCAUGGACUGCUUCCUGAUCGAGGGCGUGAGAGCGUUGUACCGCGCAGCCAUGGCCAUCCUCAUCCUCUUCGUCCAGGACCACUCGAGCGAAUAUCCCAACGAGUCGAUGUUCGCCCGAAUGUUUGGAGGAAAGAAGAGCAAAAGCAAGGCUCCCGGUCCCUCGGGUGAAGGUGGGCUGGACGCGGCCGCCGCCUUCCUGGACCGGAUCAUAUUGUACCUCAGGGACUUGCCGUACAAUGUGGACAGUUUCCUCAAGACUGCCUACGGCAUACAGGGCGUCAGCGCGAAGGUGCUCAACGAUCAGUUGCUCAAGUCCGAGGCGUACGUGCGCGGACACCCGGGCAAGCGACUGCUGGGAUCGCCCUCGGAGACCGGCGCCUCGGCCAGCCGCCUCGAGGUCACCUCGUCUUUACUGCCCAUCAAGAAAAGCAGAUACGGCACCUCGACCUCCGUACCGGUCGGCAUAGCCCAGCUUACCAACUUCCACUCGGAGAUUCUCAGCCGCGACCAGAUGUGCGUCUUGUGGACCUGGCUGCCGGCGCGCAUCACGAUGUUGCAGCCUGAGCUCGUCUACUCGACCAACGAGCACGGCAGCAGCCUGACCAACUUCUACGUGCACUCGGACACCUGGGAGCCCACGGUGUUGGUGGUGCUGACGACGCGCGGGGAGCGCUUCGGCGCCUACUGCUCCACCCGGUGGCAGGAGCGCAAGCAGACCUACUUCGGCACGGGCGAGACGUUCCUCUUCACCUUCUCGCCGGAGGCCAAGCGCUUCGCCUGGGUCGGCGUCGGCUCGUCACGCGACGUGCCGCACUCCGCCAAGCUGUUCAUGUCCGCCAACCAGACCAUGAUCCUCGUCGGCGGAGGGAACGGCAUGGGUCUGUACAUCGACCAAUCCCUGGAGAACGGUCGGAGCGAGCACUGCGACACGUUCGACAACGAUCCGCUAGGCCGCACCAGCGACUUCGUCGUCAACAUCUUGGAGGUCAUCGGCUUUGCCUGACCUCUUAUGGUCCGCUGGCCGCGAAGAUCGUACCGAACCAUCCAGCGUGCUGGGCGGACAAUUUGUGAACAAUUCGCGCGUCGUCGCUGCACCUCAUCGGCGACGACGGCGAUUUUUACGCAAUUACUGGACGAUUAGCCCACACGGCGUUUGUGCAAUGUACACUCGGGCGCCGUGUGAGGCCGUUGUUUCCCCAUUUUUUUUUUUUUCAGCAGGUGCAGCUCUAUGCUGCCAGUGCCAAAGACGUGAACUUAUACGCUGGUAGUGUUAUGUCAUCUUCACUGCUCCGCGAAGAUAACAUUGUAUAGGGUUAUUUUAUUUUGUUUCGGAUAUUAUUUAUUGUAUAUAUACCGUAUGUCUGUGCUUGCCAUAUGCGCGUACAUCCCAGAUACAGUGCGAGCAGACGAACACGUUCGGUGUGCCACGUGUUACAUGCUACCCGCGGGGACGAUCUCGCGAUGUCGUCGUUCUGCUGUAAUCGUCGACGUGCAAGUUUUUUUUUCCGCAAUCUUCUAUACAAGAAAGUUCGUAUCGUUACAAAACUGCCGAGUUCAUUGCAAAUUACACGUCAACUUGCGCCUCGCUCGCGAGGUCGUGAUGACGUCACUGUUGCGUCAAUUCGGGUGUGCAGUUGCGCAUGCGCGCUGUGCGCCACAGCGCGUUUUUGGCAAUAGCGUUGUAUACGCUCGCUCCU
Molecule: messenger RNA, 2425 nt
Organism: Dermacentor andersoni
Lineage: Eukaryota; Metazoa; Arthropoda; Arachnida; Ixodida; Ixodidae
Product: GTPase-activating protein skywalker-like
Source: RefSeq, a predicted model, not a curated record